AUGGCUGAAUCCUUCUCCGUCGGUUCGAUGCAACGAUUCGUACGAGUUGUCAAAGAAACCCCAACCAGAACCGAGGACCACUACGGCCAAGCCAACUUCCUUUGCCACAAAAACGGCCUCAUCAAUACCCGAGCUAUCAUUUGUAUCCAAGGUGUCAACCCCGGCAACGAAUUUUACAUUCUCAGCACCAAGUUCUUGCUCGAGGCUACGGCGGAAAGUGUUACCAUAAGUCGGUUCAGCUGCGUUGUUUGCGGCGUAUUGCCCGGUGUUGAGAAUAUCGGCACAAGGGACCAAUAA
Messenger RNA from Colletotrichum spaethianum, 297 nucleotides. RefSeq lists its product as uncharacterized. Bases 1 to 297 code for a protein of 98 amino acids. The record is from RefSeq and is a predicted model, not a curated record. The transcript has a single exon. Lineage: Eukaryota; Fungi; Ascomycota; Sordariomycetes; Glomerellales; Glomerellaceae.